Drosophila biarmipes is the source of this 2452-nucleotide messenger RNA. Its product is annotated as sodium/potassium/calcium exchanger 3. Gene Ontology annotation, molecular function: calcium channel activity; calcium, potassium:sodium antiporter activity. Bases 266 to 1834 code for a protein of 522 amino acids. The record is from RefSeq and is a predicted model, not a curated record. Gene Ontology annotation, biological process: calcium ion transmembrane transport; intracellular calcium ion homeostasis. Gene Ontology annotation, cellular component: membrane. The transcript has 7 exons. NCBI's taxonomy places the organism in Eukaryota, Metazoa, Arthropoda, Insecta, Diptera, Drosophilidae.
UAGCCAAGCGGAUUGCCAGAGUUCGCCAGCGACGAGAACUACCGAGUACCGAGAACGGAAGUCCGAAACUUCCAAUAUCGGAAUACCAAAAGUUUGAAUUUCCGUGGCAGAAACGAAUUCUAGCGCCCCGGUGCGCAUACGCCGUGUGUGUCAAGGCACAAUAAAAAUAGUUUUAAGAUCGGUUAAAGUGCCGCCAGCACGUGCAUUAUCUGAAGCACUUCGUCGCCGCUUGUUUUUGUUUUUUUUUUAACACUUGAUAUUCAAAAUGGCCAAAACUGGCCCCCUUUUGGCGGGCAUAUUCAUAAUAAUAUGCGGAUGCCUUUUAGCAGAUACUCAAGCGGAAGCAGCAAUUGGCAAUGAAAGCCAUUUUCUAGAAAUAUCACUGCGGUAUUUUGACGAGCAGCUUCUGCUGGAUAUUCUGCCACGUGCCACGUGUCCUGGAGAGGAUGAGGGAUCUCCGAUGGACGAAUUCGCCGACCUUUUUACGGUGGAACAACUCCGCCAGGGCUGGGUGGUCCUCCACGUCUUUGCCGCAGUUUACUUUUUCAUCCUACUGGCUAUUAUCUGCAAUGACUACUUCCUGCCAACGGUGGAAUGCAUCUGCGAGGACUUGCACCUGUCAAAGGACGUCGCGGCGGCCACUUUUAUGGCAACGGCUACUUCCAUGCCCGAGUUUUUCACAAACACAAUCAGUACGCUAAUCUUGGAGUCGGAUAUGGGUCUUGGGACGAUCAUCGGUUCGCUAAUGUUCAACACACUGGGCGUGGCUGGACUGGCCGCACUCGCCAUCGAUAAGCCGGUGCAGCUGGACUGGUGGCCAAUAGCACGCGAUUGCUUUAUCUACAUAUUCAACACGAUUAUCCUGCUGGUCUUAGCAUGGGGCGGAAGUAUUAGCUUUACAGAGUCGUGCAUAAUGAUGGGAUUCCUAGUACUCUACUAUUUAAUCACGUUCAACAACAAUAAGUUUAUGCCAUCCAUCCGCGUGUUUAUCGAGGACCGGAUGAACUGUUGCUUCUCCACACGAUAUGACCUUACGGAGCCUCCAGAGAACAGUGCUAAGGCCCAGCUGCCGCUCAAAAAGGACCCACUUUCCGGCGAUGGCCUCUUUGUGGUCAAUCUUCCCGAAAACACUUCAUCCAUGUCCUCCACAGCUAACCUCACAUACUCUAAGCACUGGAAUGGCGAGGAUGACGAGCAGGGUGGUAUGCCCGACAGCAUAUACUCUUAUCCGCAGGAUGUUUCUGGAUGGAUGCAAUUUUGGUGGAUCUUCGUCUUUCCCAUUAAGUUCACACUGUCCCUGCUCAUCCCGCACCCGAUGAGGUAUCGCCGUCUGUAUCCAUUAUCCUUCAUCAUGUGCAUCCUAUGCAUCGGUGGGAAUGCCUAUCUUAUUGUCUGGAUGCUGACUGCCUUCGGUGUGGCAAUCCAUGUACCCACUAUUGUGAUGGGUCUAACCUUUCUGGCGGCUGGGUCUACUAUGCCAGAAGCCGUGUCCAGUCUUAUUUCGCUAAGAAAUGGUGAAAAUGGCAUUGGAGUUUCAAAUUCGUUGGGUGCCAAUUCGCUGGCCAUCUUGUUGUCCUUGGGAGUGCCGUGGUUCAUCAAGAACUGCAUCCACUACGGAACUGGGGAGCCCCAGCAGGUUGGCACCCAGGGCAUAGAGUACAAUAUUCUGAUCCUGAUCAUCUCCACGGUAGCUCUUUUCGUAAUCCUCAGUUUCAGUGGCUAUCGCCUUACCAAGAGGGUGGGAGUAGCCCUCUUCACAGUCUAUGGGGUCUUUAUCAUUCUGCAGAUCCUUAUCGAGAUGAAUGUCUUCUUUCCCAGAGACUGCAGUAGCUAGUAAUGAAACUGCAUUUGGAAACCCAAAGAUGGGGAAAAUCAAAAUUAUGGUGCUGGCACCAUAAGGCUAUAACCCCAGCAAACCCAAUUUCAGGUCUGAAUUCGUUUUUAACAAUUUUUGGGUACUACUAGAUCUGAUCAGCUUGGAUUCAAUUGAGACGAUAAAUCCGACUUAAUGUAACUUGCUAUUAUCAAUUUAAUAAGCAACCAAAAAUCAGAUACAGUGCAUACCCAGUAUUUUUUUUACACUAGUUUACGCUUUGAUUAUUGCCUAAGACUGUCAUUAGGUUUAGACGACAAAGCUUUCAGCAGCGACUUUUUUUAUUUCGCGUUAUACACAUAUUGUUAAUGUUUCUGUGUAUAUUCAAUAGCAUGUAAUACCACCCAAGAAUGUUUAAACCGUUACCAAAGUCCAAAAUGAGAUAGUAGCAUUAAUAUUUACCAAUACUGCCCAGGCCCGAAAACGCAAUGAAAAAUUUACAAGCCCACAUACAAAAACCUUUUUUGAUAUUGUGCUCUUUCAUGUAUGCUUUGCGCAGUAGAAAGGAUUUGUUAAUGUUAUUGAUUACCCUUAAUGCCAUUGUUAUUAACUUAUAAAUACACACUAAGACAAAUGUUA